AUGUCCGAUACGCUUACUUCCGACGGAAGUAAGCUCACCGUCGGCCCGGACGCACAGCCACCGGCCCAAGAACAGCCUACCAUUGAGACCCUGCAAGAGGAAAUGACUGCCCCUCGUCCUACACAGGGUGGCAAGGGCCCUGCUGCUCUCGCUGCCCUCAGUACGCAGAAGAGGAAGCGGACGGAUGGGGAGUCCUCUGAUGACAGCAAGACCUCUGAUGAGGAGGCGGAGAACGAGCAGAGCCUGGCGCGUCGCAAGGCCAAACAGCGCAAGCAGCUUGAAGGUACAGAAGAGGAGGAGCGGGAGCCAGUCUUACGCAGUCUGGAUGAAGAGCUUCUUGACGCUGUGGGCCACCAGGACCCUGCAGGGUCCAGGGGGAUGCAGCACCCCUUGCAUGACACCCACCUGCCUGCAAACGCACCGGAUGCCUCCCAGAUGCAACCUGCCUGGUUCGAGGCCUCAGAUGCUGAGCGGGAAGCCAUCGUCAAGGUCAGCGAGGGGGCCUUUCACCAGGGUGCCUCCCCAUACAUUCAAGCUGGGAAGUAUCAAGUCCUGAGGCUAUUCGAGGGAGUGGCGCAGUCCUAUGGUGAGGACAAGGAGAAGUGGGACCUUGCCUUCAGUGACCUGCAGCAGUUUGUGGAUAAGCAGAGGGAGAAGAUGGCUGAGGGAGCCAAGGAGAAGGAGGGGGGGAGCCAAGAGUAG
Molecule: messenger RNA, 702 nt
Organism: Trametes versicolor FP-101664 SS1
Lineage: Eukaryota; Fungi; Basidiomycota; Agaricomycetes; Polyporales; Polyporaceae
Exons: 5
Coding region: 1-702 (233 amino acids)
Source: RefSeq, a predicted model, not a curated record